Molecule: messenger RNA, 801 nt
Organism: Leptopilina heterotoma
Lineage: Eukaryota; Metazoa; Arthropoda; Insecta; Hymenoptera; Figitidae
Gene: bisc
Product: TM2 domain-containing protein CG10795
Exons: 3
Coding region: 162-722 (186 amino acids)
Source: RefSeq, a predicted model, not a curated record
UUAAAGUUUUUUCUGUGCCAACUUCACGGUAGUAGUUUUCAUUUAUUGUGAUUGUGGCAAUUGGGCAAAACAUUGUUGAUGAAAAAGAAAAUAUUCAUUCUCGUUUAUUUUUUCGUUUGCCAUGACUUCUUCAAAGUAAAAGGAGUUAUUACUGCUUUUAAAUGGCUAUGACACUGAGUACACAAUUGUACAGUGUAAUUAUUGUUAUCUUUGUUUCUCUCACAGACGCAAUUGAUAACACGUACAAAGUUGAUUGCAAUAAUUUACGACUGGGCCAGUAUAUCUGCCCCCAUCCUUAUUAUGACUUUAUUGAUGUGAAGACGCAACAAUUAGAAGGUUGCACAAAGGAAAACAAAGCUAAAGUUUUAUGCUUAGCAGCAGAUGGUCUUAUUUGUACAGAAUCGGAAAACAACACUUUUAAAAAGACCAUCCCUUGUAAGUGGACUAAUGGAUACUCAUUUGAGACAUCCCUUCUACUUUCAAUUUUCCUUGGUAUGUUCGGAGUGGACAGAUUUUACCUCGGAUAUCCGGCACUAGGACUAUUGAAACUUUGUACAUUAGGUUUUCUAUUUCUGGGUCAAUUUUGUGAUAUAAUAUUAAUAGCAACUCAGUCUGUUAGACCCGCGGAUGGAUCGCAUUAUGUAAUGUCAUAUUUUGGAGCAGGAGUGACUGUUGUUAGGAGUAAUAAUUUUACAUAUCGAUUGCCGCAACAAGACUGGUAAACGAUUUUUUAUAAGUAUGAAUGUGGAUGUGAAUAUGUAAACAAAGUUUAUUUAUAAAAAUACAAAAUUUAUUUAUCAA